Dermatophagoides pteronyssinus (European house dust mite) is the source of this 2563-nucleotide messenger RNA. RefSeq lists its product as uncharacterized. Gene Ontology annotation, molecular function: metalloendopeptidase activity. Gene Ontology annotation, biological process: proteolysis. The record is from RefSeq and is a predicted model, not a curated record. Lineage: Eukaryota; Metazoa; Arthropoda; Arachnida; Sarcoptiformes; Pyroglyphidae.
CCAAAAACAAAAUAAAAUUAUAACCUUAUAAUCAUCUGAUUCGAAUAUUCGAACGAAUCUUCGAACCAAACAUCGAAGUCAAGUCAAGUCAAUAAUGUUAUCAAGUAAAUUUUGUCGUUUACGUUCGACAACAACAACAACGAUAAUCAAAAAUUCAACGAUCAAUCGGCGACAAUGGCAACAACAAUGGCAACACCAGCGAUAUUUAGCAACACAAUCAUCAAAAUAUGAUCUUUUCAAACGUAAUACGAAUGAAGAGGAAAAAUUGCCAACAUUUUUGAUAUUUCCCGAAAUUCCAAUCGAUACAGUCGAAACAAAUGAAUUUCUAACCAUACCGACAACCGGUCAAAUUCCAUUCGAUCGUUUAAAUGUUGAAAAAUGUGUUCGUGCUUCGGGUAAAUUAUCACUGGAAUUUGAACAUUUUAUCGAUGAAUAUAGUAAUACGUUGAAACAGGAAUUCGAAGAUGGUGACAUUUCGAAUGCAAAACUUGAUGAAUUUAUUGUCGAAAUGGAAAAACACCUGAUGCCACUACAAUAUAAUCUAAAUCUCCUGAGUGCAUUUAAAAUUCUACGGCCAAAUGAAUUUGAAUUUAAAUUAUUUGAUGAUUUUUUCCUCAGGCGAUUAUCCAAAUCUCGGUUACGAUUUCAAAAUCGUAAUAUUUAUUGUUUUAUGUGUGAAAUGAAAACCCGUUUAGAUUCUUCAUCACAUGGUAAAAAAACACCGAAACAACCCGAAACCGAUGGUAAAAUGAAUAAAAUGGAUGAAGAUCGGAAAUUUCUUCAACAACAAAAACUUCAACUAAUCGAACGUUAUAUUCGUGAAGCAAAAUUGUUCGGGUUAAGUUUAAAACAUCAAGAUCAAUUAAAUUCAUAUAAUCUUAUCAAUGAAAAGCUGAACAAAGAACAACAAAAUUUUGUUCAAACUGCAAUGCAAGCAAACGGAAUAUUUCAAUCAAAUAUAAUGUCACCACAAUUUCUGGAUUGUUUACCUGAUCAUGUAAUCACCCAACUGAAUCAUCAUGAUAUUGAUGCUGUUUUUAAUUCAUUUAUGCGUUAUUGUCCUGAUCAAACAUUACGUAAAGAUUUUUGGCUUGCAUAUAAUGCACGUGCAGCACCAUAUUUAGGUUCAAAAUUGAAUAAUUUUUUGCCGAUUGAAAAAAUACGUGAAUUACGACAACAAAAAGCCAAACAAUUUGGUUAUGAAAAUUUUGCCAAAUUUUCAUUGGAUUUAAGAAGUGGUUCGGGUUGUCAAACAAUGGCCGGUAAUGUUGAUAAUGUUUUAGCAUUUAUGAAUGGCCUCGGUAAUCAAAGUGAUUUGAAAUUUGAAAAAAAUCUAAAAGAAAUUAAAGAUUUUGCUCAAGAAUUUCGUCCUGAAGGUCGUCGUGCAAAACAAUCACCAAGUACAUUUAUGCCAUCAAAUAUUAUUGUUGAAAAAUUACAAUUAUGGGAUUUAAAAUAUUUUGAACGGCUAUUUUUACGUGAAAAUUAUCAAAUUGAUUCGGCUGAUGUUCGUGCUUAUUUUCAAUUAGAUCGUGUUGUCGCCGGCAUGUUUGAAUUUGCUGAACGUUUAUUCGGUAUCAAAAUUGUUGAAAUCAAAAACGAUGAUGAUAAUCAACAAAGAUGGGGAAGAAAUGUUCGUCAUUAUAAAAUUUUUGAUGAUAAUCAACGAUCAAGUGCUGAAUAUGGAUCAUUUUAUUUUGAUCCAUUUCAACCACGUUCAAGGAUAUUUAUGCCAAUUGCACGUAGUGAUUCAAUGAAUACAAAACCAGUUGUAUUUUUCCUGAUGAAUUUCACUCACGGUAGUGGUACGGUAUUUGAUCAAUUUGAAAAACAAAAACUUCAAGCAACCGGUAAAGAAUUGUUGAAUUUUUCACAAGUUGUACAAUUAUUUGGCAAGUUUGGCUAUGUAUUACAACAUUUAUUAACAAAAGUUGAUUAUAGUGAAUUAGGUGGUUUAUCUAAUAUCGAAAUCGAUACAUUCAAUAUGAUAUCACAUUUUAUGAAAUUAUGGCCAUUAAAUUCUUAUCGGGUAAUUGCCGAUUGUUCACGUCAUUUUAAAACAGGUGAACCAAUUUCCGAAGAAUUUUUCGAACGUAUUCGUAAAUCCUAUUAUCAUUUUGUAUCAUUUCCAUUGAAAUAUGAAUUAUAUCUAAUGGCAUUAGAUAUGAAUCUUCAUACAACCAAUGAUCAUUCAACAAAUGUUUUACGUCAAACAUGGUCCGAAUGGAUGCAACCAUUUGAUUUUAUUGAUGAAAAUGGUCAUACUUGUUCAUGGAUCGAUUUGUUUAAAGGUGAUGGACAAGAAGGUAUUUAUUAUAGUGAUAAAUGGUCCGAGGUGAUUGCUACCGAUUUAUUUGAUGCAUUUCGUGAACGUGAUAAUAAUCUUAAUCAUCAUCAAAAUGAAGCAAUUCGACAAAUGGGUGAAAGAUUUAAAGAUAUAUUUAUGGCACAAUCAGGUGUUAUUGAAACAAAUGAAUUGUUUCGUAGAUUUUUAGGUCGUGAUCCAACAUUGAAUGGUUAUCUUAAUAUUAAUGGUUUUGUAUCAUCAUAAUCAUCAUCAAAA